Messenger RNA from Aspergillus steynii IBT 23096, 1266 nucleotides. RefSeq names its product L-lactate dehydrogenase. The transcript has 3 exons. Bases 1 to 1266 code for a protein of 421 amino acids. Gene Ontology annotation, molecular function: FMN binding; oxidoreductase activity. The record is from RefSeq and is a predicted model, not a curated record. Lineage: Eukaryota; Fungi; Ascomycota; Eurotiomycetes; Eurotiales; Aspergillaceae.
AUGAGUGACCCUACCAACCCGAGCAUCCAGCAGCGAACCACGCCGCAAUGGGGUCUCUAUCAGCGAGAGAACUUUUGGAGAGUCAACGACGGCCAGACAGUGCCGUUUAACACCGACCCCAAAAAGCUUGAAGAACUGGCCCACGAGAAGCUCAGUCAAGGCGGUUGGUUCUACGCAUCCUCGAAUGCCGGCAUGUCGCAGACGCACCAGGCGAAUCGGCAGGCGUUCUACCGGCACCGGCUGGUCCCGCGGCAGCUGGUCGACACCAACCGGCGCGACACGACGACGGAGAUCUUCGGCCACCGCGUGUCGGCGCCCAUCGGCUUCGCGCCCAUCGGCAUCAACCAGAUCUACCACCCGGCCGCCGAGGCCGCCGUAGCGCGCGUCGCCGGCGAGCUGAACCUGCCCUACUGCCUGUCCACGGCCGGGUCGACGCCCAUCGAGACGGUGGGCGCCGCCAACGGCCCCGGCAACCCGCGCUUCUACCAGUUGUACAUGCCGCACGACGACGAGCUGACGCUGUCGCUGCUGACGCGCGCCCGGGAUGCCGGCUUCGACGCGCUGCUGCUGACCACCGACACCUGGCAAUUAGGGUGGCGCCACGACGACGUCGCCCACUCCAAUUACGCCUUCUACCGCGGCCGCGGGGCCGACCUGGGCCUGUCGGACCCGGUGUUCCGGCGGCGAUGUCAGGACGACGGCAUCGAUCCGGACCGCGACGUGGUGGCCGCGUCGACCAAGUGGAUCGAUUCCAUCUGGCACGGGCGCGCGUGGUCGUGGGAGAAGAUCCCCUGGCUGCAGGAGCAGUGGCGGCGCAUCUCGGGCGGGCGACCGUUCGCCAUCAAGGGCAUCCAGAGCGUGGCGGACGCGCGCAAGUGCGUGGAGUACGGCGUCGACGGCAUCGUGGUGAGCAACCACGCGGGCCGACAGGUGGACGGCGCGGUGGCCAGUCUGGACGCCCUGGAGUCCAUCGUCGACGCCGUCGGAGAUCGCAUCUACGUGAUGUUCGACUCCGGGGUACGCGGCGCCAGCGACGUGGCCAAGGCCUUGGCGCUGGGGGCGCGGUUCGUCUUCGUGGGGAGGCUGUGGAUCUGGGGGCUGAGUAUCAUGGGCGAGGAGGGCGUGCGCCAUGUGAUGAAGUCGUUGCUGGCGGAUUUCGAUAUUCUGAUGGGGGUGGCCGGGUUCAAUUCGGUGCAGGAAUUCGAUCGGUCCAUUCUAGAAUCGUAUCCGAAGAUGUAUUCGUUGAUUCCGGAUAAGGUGCUGUAA